AUGGCCGCACGAUAUGAUGUCUCGUUGGACGUGAACGUGAUGGGGGUGAAGCACCUCUGCCACUUCGCUCAGCACUUAUGUCUGCGGCGACAGGGACGGGCUCCACCUGGAGAAGCCCAUAAAGCCCGGCGAGUCGCUGCUCGAGGGCAAGUACCCCUCGAUGUCGACGCCGAGCUGCGGCUUGUCAGAGAAGCCAAGAAGGAGCUCAUGGACGCCAGUGACGACGAGCACAAGAAGACGGAGAGGAAGGCCAUGAAGGAGCUGGGCAUCCAGAGGGCUCGCCACUUUGGGUGGUCCAACACGUACAUCUUCACCAAGGCCAUGGGGGAGAUGGUCUUGGGGCAGCUCCAGGGUGACAUGCCCGUGGUGAUCAUGUGCCCCAGCAUCAUCACCAGCGUCCGGGAGGACCCGUUGCCGGGGUGGAUGCAGGGCACGCGCACCAUCGACAAGCUCAUCAUCGGCUACGCCAAGCAGAACCUCUCCUGCUUCCUCGGCGACCUCAGCGUGGUCGUGGAUGUCAUCCCGGGGGACAUGGUGGCCAACGCCAUGAUGGCGGCCAUGGUGGCGCACUCGGAGGAGAAGGCCCCGGAGGCGGUGCCGGUGUACCACGUCACCUCGUCGCUGCGCAACCCAGUCGCCUACUCCGUUUUGUACGAGUCCGGCCGCCGGCACUUCUACGAGAACCCGCGCGUGGGGAAGGACGGCAAGGUCAUCCCCACCAGGGAGAUGCGCUUCUUCCCCACAAUCACGCAGUUCCACCUCUACAUGAUGCUCACAUUCAAGCUGCCACUAGAGCGGCACCAUGGGCCGCAUCGUCCUACCGCCCGCCUCCUGAGCUGGGCGCUGGGCGUCGAUCUCGGCGACAGCUAUGCGUGGAUCUCGGUGGGGCGCUGGAUAGGAAAGAAGGAAGGGGGCGGAGCCUACUUAGGAUACGCCGCCGCCGGAUUCGCCUCGAUGUCGGUCCGCUCCGCGUCUGCGGUCGCCGUUCUGCACUUGGUGAAUCUGCUCCUCUGUGGGCUCUUCGCACGGCUCUACAACGACCUCAACUGCAAGUACAAGUUUAUCAUGCAUCUUGUUGACGUCAAUGGACGCUUUGCCUUAUUCAACGGAUGCUUUGAUGACAUGAACAUGGAGCGGUUGAGGUUGACGACGGUGAUGAAGACCCCUGGAGAUCAAAUGUUCAAUUUUGAACCCAAGACCAUCGACUGGGAUGAUUACUUCACCAGAAUCCACAUCCCUGGUGUUCUCAAGUAUUUGUGCAAGUGA
Messenger RNA from Miscanthus lutarioriparius, 1266 nucleotides. Lineage: Eukaryota; Viridiplantae; Streptophyta; Magnoliopsida; Poales; Poaceae. The record is from the annotation of a GenBank genome assembly.